Paramecium sonneborni is the source of this 1019-nucleotide messenger RNA. NCBI's taxonomy places the organism in Eukaryota, Ciliophora, Oligohymenophorea, Peniculida, Parameciidae. The record is from the annotation of a GenBank genome assembly.
AUGGCAAAGAGAGGAGAUCCAAAGACACUAGUGUUGAAUAACUUUGAAGAAUUAAAAUUUGUUGACAAUAUAUACUGCCCAUAGCGUGGACAAUUACGAUUAUUUAGAUUUCAUCCUUUUGCAAAGUACAAUUGUAAGUUCUUAACAGAUAUAUGGUUUCGAAAUUGGUGUGUUCUGUUCCAGUUUAAUAGAUGGAUGUAAAUCAAUAAUAGCAAUUACUUAAAUAAUAUAAGGAACGUUGCAAGAUUAAACAACCACAUAUAUUCUAUUCGAUAGAAAGUGAAAGCCAAAAAACAAUGAAACUAGGUUAAUUUGGAUAGACAGAAGUAUUUUAAAUAUUUGUUUUUUUUGAAUAUGGUCAAUUAACUCUUCAUGAAUUAACAGAAAGAAGAUAAGCAAAGAGAUAUUUGAUACCUGAACCAGAAGUUUGGUGUCUUAUUAAAGGAGUAAUGCAAGCUUUACAUUUCUUUUAAAACAAUAAUAUUCCUCAUGGUAUGAUCACCACUAAGACUAUCUAUUUUGAUGAAGAGUAUCUCUUAUAUAGAGUUUAUGAUUAAGAAUUAAUUGGUGGUAGAUGGGGCAAUUUUAAUAAAUAUUAGUAAACAAAAGAUCCUGAAAUUUAAGUGUUUUUAGCUCCAGAAACUAAACCAUUUAUCAAUUCUGAGGCUAAUCUAUUAGACACAGCAUAAAUUAACCCGUUUAAAGUAGAUGUAUUUGCUUUUGGGUAAUUAUUUAUUAUUAUUAAUAGAAUUGUACUUUUACAAAGUUUAACCCUCUUUUAAGCUUUCGAAAAUCCUUUGAAAUGGUUAGAUCAAUUCUAUUCUAAGAAUUUAAUCACAUUUAUUACUUAAUGCAUUCAACCUGAUCCUAAUAAGCGUUAAGAUUGGAUUGGAUUAUAUCAAUUGCCACUAGAGCCAAGCCAAGACCAAAAAAUUAACGAAAGAAACUCUUUGAUAUAAUCUCAUUUUGAGAAUAGAGGCUAAAAAACAUUUAGAUGAAUUAUAUUAAAUUAUUAUGAG